CCCCUGAAGGCCGCAGCGGUCCAACAGGUGGCUCCAUUGUUGAGCAGGUGAAACGUGAAACUGUUCCGUGAUUCGUUUUCGGCAUGUACGUACCUGAUUAAUUGAUCUGCCACCGCUUCGUGGUGCAGCGUGCUUCGAUUUGUACUGUUAUCUGUUGGACUCAUAUUUUAUUUACUCAUGCGACCCAAAUUUCUCCAGAUUCUAAAGAAUAAGAGACAUGCCUCCAUCAUCGCAAUCGAAUUGGACCAAACCUUUAUUGAAAGGGGGUCAAACGAUGCAGAUGCAAGUAAAAUGCACUGCCAGUGGUGCCAAUCGAAGUCAAAAUCAAAACCAAUCUGGAGACUACGUUGGUCUGAUUACGAAGAGAAUUAAAGUGGUUCUUAUUGGAGACGGUGCUGUUGGAAAAACUAGCUUGGUUGUUUCGUACUCGACCAAUGACUUCCCUGGCGAAUACGUACCUACUGCUUUCGAUAAUUACAAUGGUUAGCAGAAAAUAUUUUUAAAUUAAAAAUUGAAUUUGAAAAUCUAAACCAAUGAAUGAGACCAUUUGAUUAUAUUUUAACUG
Messenger RNA from Orussus abietinus, 565 nucleotides. Its product is annotated as rho-related GTP-binding protein RhoU-like. Bases 218 to 487 code for a protein of 89 amino acids. The record is from RefSeq and is a predicted model, not a curated record. NCBI's taxonomy places the organism in Eukaryota, Metazoa, Arthropoda, Insecta, Hymenoptera, Orussidae. Gene Ontology annotation, molecular function: GTPase activity; GTP binding. Gene Ontology annotation, biological process: small GTPase-mediated signal transduction. The transcript has 2 exons.